Molecule: messenger RNA, 1817 nt
Organism: Gadus morhua (Atlantic cod)
Lineage: Eukaryota; Metazoa; Chordata; Actinopteri; Gadiformes; Gadidae
Gene: acaa1
Product: acetyl-CoA acyltransferase 1
Exons: 12
Coding region: 141-1421 (426 amino acids)
Biological process (GO): phenylacetate catabolic process; fatty acid beta-oxidation
Cellular component (GO): peroxisome
Molecular function (GO): acetyl-CoA C-acyltransferase activity
Source: RefSeq, a predicted model, not a curated record
ACUAUUUGCGUUAAUUUCACAACAAGGAACAGUACAGAAGUUCAACGACACAUGAAGUUAUUGUAUCAGGACGCACUUUGAUUCAUCAGUCCUGCAUUCUGCUUUCCUGCGUAUUUGCGUAUUCGCCCGACACCUUCACCAUGCACAGAGUUAAAGUCAUAUCUGGCCAUCUUUCAUCUUACCCUCCUCAAGGUGGGAACAGAAAAUGUAAUAUAAACCACUGUCGUGCCAGAGCUGCAGUCUCCGGGCCGGAGGACGUGGUGGUAGUGCAUGGACGCAGGACGGCCAUCGGGAAGGCGAAACGGGGUUUAUUCAAGGACACCACACCUGAUGAACUCCUCAGCGCAGUGAUGAAGGCCGUGAUGACGGACAUGGGGCUGUCCCCUGACCGACUCGGGGACGUCUGUGUAGGCAAUGUGCUCCAGCCCGGAGCAGGGGCUGUGAUGGCCAGAAUAGCACACUUUCUCAGUGAGUUUCCAGAGACGGUGCCUGUGUACACGGUCAACAGACAGUGUUCUUCUGGCCUACAAGCCCUGUUCAACAUAGCAGGAGCGAUUAAGAGUGGCUCCAUUGACCUGGGCCUUGCGUGCGGCGUGGAGAGCAUGUCGCUCCAGGAGAUGGGGAACCCCGGGGACCUGAGCCCCAGGCUGGUGGACUUCGAGAAGGCCAGGGCCUGCGUGGUUCCCAUGGGUAUCACCUCAGAGAAUGUAGCUGAGAGAUUUGGGAUCUCCAGGGAGAAGCAGGAUGCCUUCGCAGUGAGCUCACAUCAGAAGGCCGACCGGGCCCAGCGGAGCGGCCGAUUCGAGGCGGAGAUCGUCCCAGUGGUCACCAGGGUGACAGAUGCCGAGGGGACGGAGAGCACGGUGACGGUGCUGAAGGACGAGGGCGUGCGGCCCUCCACCACGCUGGAGGGGCUCGGGAAGCUCCGGGCCGCCUUCAGGGCGGACGGCAGCACCACCGCCGGUAACUCCAGCCAGGUGAGUGACGGGGCGGCCGCCCUGCUGCUGGGCCGCCGCUCCGCCGUGGAGGCCCUGGGUCUGCCCGUCCUAGGGGUCCUGAGGGCCAGCGCCGUGGUGGGGGUCCCCCCCGACAUGAUGGGCAUCGGCCCCGCCUACGCCAUCCCUGCAGCGCUGGAGCAGGCUGGACUGAUUGUUGCUGAUAUUGAUGUCUUUGAAAUAAAUGAAGCUUUUGCAAGCCAGGCGGUGUACUGUGUAGAGAAGCUGGGCCUCCCGCUGGACCGGGUGAACCCGAACGGCGGAGCCAUCGCCCUGGGCCACCCCCUGGGCUGCACCGGCGCCCGCAUGGCGGUCACCCUGCUGCACGAGCUCCAACGCAUGGGGAGGAGGGGGUAUGGUGUGGUCUCCAUGUGCAUUGGGACCGGGAUGGGAGCUGCAGCAGUCUUUGAGUAUCCUGGGCCCUAGAGGAAGUCCUGAGAAAAGUAAACUAUGAUCUCUCCACCCAACCAUACUGAGUCAUACUGAGUCUAAGGAGCGAUGAUUUAAUGGUGUUUGUGAACGCCUCACAAACUGCCCUUUGGUCAAUCAGAAGAACUCUAAUCUUUGAAAUGAUUGAUUUAAUCUCAGGUGCAUCCAUUUCUUUACAUGACACACCAAUCCUGCCACAUGGUUCACUGUACAUGAUGUAUUAACCUUAAUUAGUUAAGGUGUUGCAACUAAUGUUUAAUCCAGCGCAAGGAGAAGUGUGUAAUUAAUAUGAAUAGGGAUGACGGGACCAAGCACAGGUGUUGAAUUUUAAUAAUGAUCACUGAUUUAUUUGUUUUUAAUGUUCAGAAAAUAAACAGAAUGAAGAAUAAUAAA